Molecule: messenger RNA, 3254 nt
Organism: Mesocricetus auratus (golden hamster)
Lineage: Eukaryota; Metazoa; Chordata; Mammalia; Rodentia; Cricetidae
Gene: Gipr
Product: gastric inhibitory polypeptide receptor
Exons: 12
Coding region: 260-2578 (772 amino acids)
Biological process (GO): cell surface receptor signaling pathway; adenylate cyclase-modulating G protein-coupled receptor signaling pathway
Cellular component (GO): plasma membrane
Molecular function (GO): peptide hormone binding; G protein-coupled peptide receptor activity; gastric inhibitory peptide receptor activity
Source: RefSeq, a predicted model, not a curated record
CUUCGCCAGGGCUCGCCCCUCCUGUUCUCUCUUCCACGCUGGCCCCGCCCCUCCAGCACCCCAGGCUGCCAGCGCCUGUCACCUCUUCCAGAGCUCAGACGGGCGGGCGAGCCUGGGCAGCUGUGGCUGGAGAACAGACUGGGAGAUUGGGAGCUGGGACUGGGCUCAGGUGAGCACUGACUGAGGCUGGUGUUGAUUCUGCCCCGGGACCCUCCAACCCAGCUGCCCCCGGGUGGCCCGGCUCCAUCACCCCUCAAGGAUGCCCCUGCGGCCUCGGCUUCUGCUCCUGUGUCUGUGGGGGCUGCUGCUCCAGCAGGCGGAGACAGACUCAGAGGGGCAGACGACGGGGGAGCUGUACCAGCGUUGGGAGCGCUAUGCCCGGGAGUGCGAGGAGACCCUGACGGCUGCAGAUCCUCCCUCAGGCAUGGUCUGUAACGGGUCCUUUGAUAUGUACGUCUGCUGGGACUACACGGCCGCCAACACCACUGCCCAGGCGUCCUGCCCCUGGUAUCUGCCCUGGUACCGCCACGUGGCUGCAGGCUACGUUUUCCGCCAGUGUGGCAGUGACGGCCAGUGGGGGCCCUGGAGAGAUCACACUCAGUGUGAGAAUCCAGAGAAGAACGGGGCCUUUCAGGACCAAAGGCUGAUCCUGGAGCGCCUGCAGGUUGUGUAUACCGUGGGCUACUCCCUGUCCCUGGGCACUCUGCUGCUAGCCCUGCUCAUCCUAAGUUUGUUCAGGUGUGACCCCGCCCCCCCAGCCCCGCGUGAUGGGGUGGAGACACGGGCCUCAGUUUACUUACGUGCUGAGUUGGGAGAUGGGGUGGUUCUGGGGGAAGGGCCGGAGGAGGGUGGUUGGAGGGACUCUGAGGACAGCUCUCCAGGGACUCCCAGCCCUUUUGUCUCUCAAAUCCCCCAGGCGGCUGCACUGCACUCGAAAUUACAUCCACAUGAACGUGUUCUUGUCUUUCAUGCUUCGGGCGGUGGCCAUCCUCACCCGGGACCGGCUGCUGCCUACCCUGGGUCCCUACCCUGGGGACCGGACCCUUACCCUGCGGAACCAGGCCCUAGCCGCCUGCCGCACGGCCCAGAUCGUGACCCAGUACUGCGUGGGUGCCAACUACACUUGGCUGCUGGUAGAGGGUGUAUACCUGCACCAUCUGCUGGUGAUCGUGGGAGGCUCGGAAAAGGGCCACUUCCGCUGCUACCUGCUUCUUGGCUGGGGGGCCCCCGCGCUUUUCGUCAUUCCUUGGGUGAUCGUCAGGUACCUGCUGGAGAACACGCAGUGCUGGGAGCGCAACGAGGUCAAAGCCAUUUGGUGGAUCAUUCGCACCCCCAUCCUAAUAACCAUCUUGGUAGGGCCAGCCUCGCCUCCUCCAGGCUGUGCUCAGGGAUUUCCCAUUCUGGGGAAGUGGAGUGCCAGCCUCCUGUCCCACCCCAGAACCGAACAGCUUCUGGCUCAGUCUCUCUCUCCUCACAGAUCAAUUUCUUCAUCUUCAUCCGCAUCCUUGGCAUCCUUGUGUCAAAACUCAGGACGCGGCAGAUGCGCUGCCCGGACUACCGACUGCGGCUGGCUCGUUCCACGCUGACGCUGGUGCCCCUGCUGGGUGUCCACGAGGUGGUGUUUGCCCCCGUGACGGAGGAACAGGCUGAAGGCACCCUGCGCUUCGCCAAACUGGCCUUCGAAAUCUUCCUAAGUUCCUUCCAGGGAUUUCUGGUGAGCGUGCUCUACUGCUUCAUCAACAAAGAGGUAGGAGAGGCCGGCCUGCUCGCGCCCCCUGGUGGCCAUGCCGGGAACGGCGCCGCCCUGAGCGCCCCACGUUGCAGGUGCAGUCGGAGAUCCGCCGGAGCUGGCGCCACCGCGUCCUGCAUCUCAGCCUCCGGGAUGAGCGUCCCUGUCCGCACGCGGAGCUCGGCCCCCAGGCCCUGCCCUCGCGUUCUGCACCCCGGGAGGUCCCCAUCACCGGCAGCACCUUGCCCUCGGGGCCGCUGCACGGGCCUGGAGAGGAGGUCUUGGAAAGUUACUGCUAGAGGCGGAGCCAACUUGAAGAGCUGGAGGACGAGGUUCCAGGCGAAUGGAAUACCACGUGAGGAUGCCCUGCGAACGGGAAAGAUGGAGAAGGGCCUCCGAGCCUCGCCUGGGGACAGCAGGGGCCUGCAGAUGGAGAGAUGGGCAGGGUGUGGAAACUGGGCUUCCAGCCCAGGUGCACUGAAAAUUUCUUCUCAUUUUGUGUACGACUGUUCUGCCCGCAUGGACGUAUGUGCGCCUCGUGCCCGAAGGAAGGCCUUCCCUAUGCCUGAAGGGCAGAAGAUCCCCUGGGGCUGGAACUCCGUGUCUGCAGCCCGGAGUGCAGCAGAGGUGUCUGUGUCCUCCUGCUCCACAAGGACGGAUUAUGAGGGGGCAGGUUGUGAACGGGAAGCCCGGUGUGAGGAAUGCAGGCGGCUGGACCAGGAGGGAGACCACAGAGCGGUGAUGGAUUUGCUGAGGGAUGCCGGGAGAGGGAUCAAAGGAGACUGCUGUGACAAACACGGAGAUCAGAGGGCUCUUGGUUUGGGGUGGGAGUGCACCGAACGAAGUUAGGCUGUGGGAGCAGGGUACUGAGGGUUAAAUAAGAGCAGGCUUCUGCCGAACCCUGCUGAAUCCAGGCAGCCAGCCGCACUGCUGGCAGUUAGGACACACCCUUCCACCCCCCAGAGAGGGCUGGGAGAAGUUCGGGGAUGCAGUCUCAUUGUGGCUGGUCCACCUGCACACGCACGAACCUCCUCAGCUGGUAGGGGGUGCUGGACUUUCCCCAGAGAGCCCUGCCCCGGAGCCGACACUGCACUCCGCACCUCGGGCUUUGGCUUCCGGUGCAGCUGGAGGCCCUGGUAAAUCAAGCCUGAGGAUCAGUAGCUUCUUUAUGGGGUGGGAGACGCAGCUGGAAAGGGAGGUGACUAGGGAGAGUGUGAUGAGUAGGGGUCAGCUGAAGCCACAAGGAAGCAUGAACAUCACACUGCCACUGUGCCCUAAGGGGAUCUUGAUUGGAAACUAUUUAAGACACACACACACACACACACACACGUUAACGUUGUGUGUAUGAGCCUGCUGCCCCUCUAGAAAGGUCACACCGAAAGUGUAAAGCUGGGACACCUAUGAUCAGUCUGGGCACUUGGUGGCGCGCGCGGGGGGGUGACGUUGAGUUGAAGGUCAUCUUGACAGAAAGCAAGUUGAAUAUUUAAACUUUGUGACACCUUAUCUCAAAUAAACAGUAAAAGUA